AUGUUAUAUUUCUGCAGCUAAAGAUUUUUAGUCAGGUUAAAUAUUGAAGCUGCAUCGUUAUUUGCUCAGAAGUAGGUCUGUGUGUCAGCGGAGCGUUUCCGGGUUUUACAGCCCAGUCUCUCCAUCACCUGCUCCAGCCUGCCUCCUCCUGUAGGUCAGCCCAGCAGCUCCGGAGGCCCGGCCGGACACCGAACCAAACCAGCGCCGAUAAGCAGCUCCGGAGGCCCGGACACCGAACCCAACCAGCGCCGAUAAGCAGCUCCGGCUCAUGCUUGCUCACUGAAAGCCCAAACCUGAGGAGGGAUAACGGGUAGCAGCCAUGGCGGCGUCGCUUCUCUCGGAGACCGACAUCAGGCAGCGGUCCAUGGCGGAGGAGGAUCCGAACGGGAACGAGCAUGGCGCGGCUGCACGCAGCGCGGCGCCUCGCUGGGGGCCGCAGCACGCCGGGGCCCGUCAGCUGGCCCGGCUCUACUCCCCAGGUAAACGAGUCCAGGAGUGGGUUUGUGUGAUUCUGUGCCUAUUCCUCUUCAUCAUCAACUUCUCAUUCCUCCUCCUGCACUUCUCCACUGUUCACAUCUACAAGAUCAUUAUUGGCAUCGUUUUGGGGAUAGUGACAGCAGAUUUUGCAUCGGGGAUUGUUCAUUGGGGAGCUGACACCUGGGGAUCUGUGGACAUCCCUGUUAUUGGGAAGGCUUUCAUCCGACCAUUCAGGGAGCACCACAUCGAUCCAACCGCCAUCACUCGGCACGACUUCAUUGAAACCAACGGCGACAACUGUAUGAUCCCCAUCCUGCCCCUAGCUCACAUGGCCUACAAGUUCCUCACAUACACACCAGAGGCCUUGGUGGCGUCCUACCCCUGGGACUGCUACGUUUUUGCCUUGGCGGUUUUUGUGACGUUGACCAAUCAGAUUCACAAGUGGAGCCACUCAUACUUUGGUCUACCCCGCUGGGUCACCCUGCUGCAGGACUGGCACCUGGUGUUACCACGGAAACACCACCGCAUCCACCAUGUUUCACCUCAUGAGACGUACUACUGCAUCACCACAGGUUGGUGCAACUAUCCUUUGGACCAGCUGGGCUUUUGGAGAUGCAUGGAGCAACUGAUCGAACACCUGACUGGGCAGAGACCACGAUCGGACGACAUGGCGUGGGCCAAGAAAACGGACUGAUCCAUAAACCCAGUGAAACCAGUAACGAGGGAUUACGGGGUGUAACUGCAAAUAACACAGAAAGAAAUGAUGGAUGGUAGAAACAGACUCAAACAUCACUCUGAUCUCUUGUUUUUUUCUGCUUCAGAACAAACGUUUCACCUAACAUUGUGUGCAAAGAAAAGAAAAGUUGAUAUUGAUGUAAAAUCUUUCUGAAUCUUCUGCAUCUUUGACUCCUGAAGUGGGGUUUAUUCAUGGUUUUGGUUUCUGGAGGUUGGGCUCUCCAGACGAAAGACUGAGCUGUUUGUGACCAGCAACAUCUCACAGCAACUCAUAAAUGGGAGGGUUCAGAUAGUGUCCCAUUUCAUUGCAUUUGGUUUGUGGUUUAUUAGGAUAGUUUUGGAUUAUAUCUUCCCACCAAACUGCUAAAAUUAUUGUCUAAACAUGAUUGCACUUUCACAGGAGGGGAUAUCUGAUCAUUUUCUGACUGAUCAAUUGGCUUCCAUCUCAUAGAUUGUGGUCUGUGUUAACUACAGCAAUUUAACAUGCUGAUUUGACCUGUGGUCUUCUGUUUUCUGUGUUUAAUUCAUGGACAUGUGAAAGCAACACCACUUAAAAUAAUCUAAACUACAUUUAGCUAUGAUUCUUAAUCUAGUGGAUGCUGGUCAGAUUAAAUUAGACUCAUAAGGCUCAUCUUAACAUCAAUAUGAUGAGAUCUCAGAUGACCAUACUUUGCUGGAAACUGCAUUCCACUGCGAAGGUCAGUCCAAAAGGAAAAUAUUAAUUUUAGUAUAAAUUAAAAACUUAAGAUGAAGUCUUCUGGUCACUUCUUACAGCUCAUAAGGAGGGACUCCUGGGGGUUUCCUCAAGAAGUAACAUAUCGUUAUUGUAAAACUGCAGCUUUUUUCACCCGAGUGUGAAUCCAAAGAUAUUGCUGAGUUUAUUUAUCAUGACAGGAGUUAACGGUCAGCUACGUACUGCUAUCAACAAUGGGGCAUUCAUUUAUUUUCCAACAAAUUAAUAAAAAAACAAAGAGGUGUCGUGGAUAUUGAUACAUUUUUGCCAGAAUGGUUAUAAAGUCCGUAUGUAAAUGAUCUUAAAGGAAGAGUCUGGUCAUAUUCAGAAUUCAAACUUCUAAAAGUACUUUAAAUAUGAAAUUAUUACAUACUGUUCAAUAAAUGAUAAGUUUUUUUAGUUAAGAGUAAUUUCAUUUGAAUGUGUUUUA
Cyprinodon variegatus (sheepshead minnow) is the source of this 2375-nucleotide messenger RNA. It is a transcript of the gene peds1a, whose product is annotated as transmembrane protein 189-like. The coding region runs from base 320 to 1171 and encodes 283 amino acids. Gene Ontology annotation, molecular function: oxidoreductase activity. NCBI's taxonomy places the organism in Eukaryota, Metazoa, Chordata, Actinopteri, Cyprinodontiformes, Cyprinodontidae. The transcript has 6 exons. The record is from RefSeq and is a predicted model, not a curated record.